CAGCCUACCUCCCCGACGACCCCUAACAAGCCAGUAGUGCCAUUGGAGUGGGCAGCUGGAGUGGUACCAAAACCUGACCCUACUGUCAUUAACAAGCACGUUCGAAAGCUGGUGGAUUCUGUCUUUAGGAACUAUGAUCAUGACCACGAUGGCUAUAUUUCUCAGGAAGACUUUGAAAGUAUAGCUGCCAACUUCCCUUUUCUGGACUCUUUCUGUGUGCUAGACAAAGACCAAGAUGGUCUUAUAAGCAAAGAAGAAAUGAUGGCUUACUUUCUGAGAGCUAAAUCACAGUUCCAGUGUAAAAUGGGACCAGGGUUUAUUCACAACUUUCAGGAGAUGACCUAUCUUAAACCAACUUUCUGUGAGCACUGUGCAGGAUUUCUCUGGGGUAUAAUCAAACAAGGCUACAAAUGCAAAGAUUGCGGUGCCAACUGUCAUAAGCAAUGCAGAGACCUGCUUGUGCUGGCAUGCAGGAAAUUUUCCAGAGGAACCUCAGUUGGCAGCAAUCACGGCUCUCUGCCUAGCAGUCCAUCUCUGCCUCCAGUCCAAGAUGAAGUAUUUGAAUUUCCCAGUGUUGCUGCGGAACACCAGGACCUUGAUGGCAGAGCUAUCACCCUCGUCACUGGCUCUUCACGGAAAAUUUCGGUGCGGCUGCAGAGGGCAACCACCAGCCAAGCGACACAGACAGAACCACUCUGGCACGAACCAGGCUGGAAUGAUUCAGGUUCCCAUACCUUCCCCAAAAUGAAGUCCAAGUUCCACGGCAAGGCUGGGAAGAACAAAGGUUUCGCAAAAUGGGAGAACGAAAAGCCCAACAUGCAGGCUGAUAUAGAGCUAGAAGCUGAGGCCCCACAACACAUGCAGGAUCACAAUGGAAUUGAAACCCUCCUAGAAAGACAAGAAUCUGAGGACAGCUGAUUGCUCAUCCUGAAGCACAGAGAAACAGAGGUGACAACUGAAAUACAGCAAGUGUGGAUGGACUGUCACAGACCACAUUUGGCCAUGAGAAGUUUUCCUAUACCUCGUACUUUUAAAUUCAACUGUUGCCCUCUUUUCUUAGCUGAAAGGUGUUAUAAAGCACUAUUUAUUUUCUCAUGAGUAAGCCAUUUGGAUGAACAUUGCAUGGAUACACAGACUGGAUCUCUGUGCUCAGUGUUUUCUCUUGUAUGACUUUUGUGGAAACUUCCUCUACAUGCCCGUGAGGAUAUAUUUGGCCUCCUUUAAAUAUACUGCAUCAUUUUGGUAUGUCUGCCAGCAACAACAAUGGUGAGGACAGAAGCCAAGCAUCUAAGUUUGAUCGAUAACACUCCUUUUCCAGAGGCUUGUAAUGAUCUUUUAAGGAAAGAAAUAAGUGUGUCUGUUGAUUAAAUCUCAAA
Molecule: messenger RNA, 1376 nt
Organism: Apaloderma vittatum (bar-tailed trogon)
Lineage: Eukaryota; Metazoa; Chordata; Aves; Trogoniformes; Trogonidae
Gene: RASGRP3
Product: RAS guanyl releasing protein 3 (calcium and DAG-regulated)
Exons: 7
Biological process (GO): protein phosphorylation
Molecular function (GO): protein serine/threonine kinase activity; ATP binding; calcium ion binding
Source: RefSeq, a predicted model, not a curated record